AAUGAACCCGGGAUAUUUACACAGUAAACAGGAAACAUGAUGUCUCAGCUCAGAAGGAUGUUUAACCUUCUGAGAGCUGGAACUGGGAACCAGCAACUCUGGACCAGGUCCCUCUUCAGAGACUCUGCCAGCGGUGGUGCUGGACUUGUCCUGCAGUCUCAAUCUACGGACGUGUACCAGAACCUGGCGCUGGAGGACUGGAUCGAUGCUCACGUAGAUCUGGAGCAUCGCAGCGUCUUGCUGCUGUGGAGGAACGAGCCGGUUGUCGUCAUCGGACGUCACCAGAACCCCUGGACCGAGUGCGACUUGUCAGCCAUGAGAAGGUUGGGGAUCCCUUUAGCGCGGAGGAGGAGCGGAGGCGGGACGGUCUACCACGACCUCGGGAACCUAAACAUGACUUUCUUUGCCUCCAAAAAGGCGUACGACCGUCAGAGGAAUCUGAAGGUGGUCACCGAGGCCCUGAAGCGACUCUGUCCAGAACUGGACGUCCGAGCCACGGAGAGAUUCGACAUUUUACUGAACGGACACUACAAGAUCUCAGGCACAGCGUCGCGGCUCAGCAGGAAGUCGUCCUACCACCACUGCACUCUGCUUCACUCUUCUGAUCGCCCCGCCCUCUCCACUGUGCUCCGCCCCUCUCGUGCUGGUAUCCAAAGCAACGCCACGCCCAGCAUCCCCUCACCUGUCACCAACCUGACAGACCACGCCCCUUCUUUAGAGUGGGACCAGCUACUAGAGGCGCUAGCGCAGCAGUACAACCGAGAGUUUGGACUCUGCUCUGCGUCCACCAUCGUCGACCCGUCUGCCGAGUCCUCGUUUCCUGGUGUGGGCAGCAUGGCUGCAGAGCUGCGCAGCUGGGAGUGGACGUUUGGGAAGACGCCUAAAUUCAGCAUUGAGUCGCGGCUGCAGCUGACAGACGAGCAGCUGGGCGCUCGCUGCCCCGCUGAGCUGCACAUGGAGGUGAAGAACGGGCGGGUGGACAGCUGCCGCUUGGAUGUCCCAGCAGACUGGCUUCCUCUGCAGCAGAGCCGCCAGCUGAGCGACGUCCUGGUCGGAGAGCGGUUCUGUCCGCACAGAGCGGCGGCAGCCGUGACCGAGCUGCUGCGGUCUGAAAGCGGCCAGCUGCGCAGAAGACUGCUCAACCUGUGCGAGGCUGUUGUUGCUGUGACCGGCUGA
Messenger RNA from Nematolebias whitei (Rio pearlfish), 1176 nucleotides. It is a transcript of the gene lipt1, whose product is annotated as lipoyltransferase 1. The transcript has 3 exons. Gene Ontology annotation, biological process: protein lipoylation. Bases 37 to 1176 code for a protein of 379 amino acids. Gene Ontology annotation, cellular component: mitochondrion; cytoplasm. Gene Ontology annotation, molecular function: lipoyltransferase activity. Lineage: Eukaryota; Metazoa; Chordata; Actinopteri; Cyprinodontiformes; Rivulidae. The record is from RefSeq and is a predicted model, not a curated record.